Syngnathus acus (greater pipefish) is the source of this 6917-nucleotide messenger RNA. RefSeq names its product sodium channel, voltage gated, type V-like, alpha b (gene scn5lab). The transcript is spliced from 32 exons. Lineage: Eukaryota; Metazoa; Chordata; Actinopteri; Syngnathiformes; Syngnathidae. Gene Ontology annotation, cellular component: plasma membrane; voltage-gated sodium channel complex; axon. Gene Ontology annotation, biological process: neuronal action potential; membrane depolarization during action potential; sodium ion transmembrane transport. The record is from RefSeq and is a predicted model, not a curated record. Bases 429 to 6353 code for a protein of 1974 amino acids. Gene Ontology annotation, molecular function: protein binding; voltage-gated sodium channel activity.
CGGGCUGGCGGUCCAUUGAGAGCACAGCAGACGCGCGGACCUCAAACAAACUUGCAGUCCACUCCUCUUUUCUUUCUUUCUUUCUUUCUUUCUUUCUUUCAGUUCUUCUUUCGUUUUUUGCUCUUCGUUUUUGUUUGGGGGGGCUCGUGCACGAGAGCAACAGCUGGCGCGCGCGUGGGGAGGACUUCUUAUAAAAAAAAAAAUUCUGUAGGCGCUCAUCGUCCGUGGACACUUGUCCACCUCCUCUUCAUCCUCCUUUUCAUCCUCACUUUUUUCUCCAUGGCUGGAUGUAAAGACUGAAAGGCGCUCAGGCAAGCGCGCGCACGUGCACGCGCGGCGCGAUGUGAAGGCGACGUGCACACUUUUGCUUUGGAAACACUUGACACCUGGUAGCGUGGGCCAGUCAGCAGCAGGAUCAGGAUGACAAGAUGGCCGGCUGUGUGUUUCCAAUGGGACCAGAGAGCUUUCAGCGCUUCACGCCGGACUCCCUGGCGGCCAUCGAGCAGCGCAUCGCCAAGGAGAAGGCCCGACGCAACAAACACUACCAGGAGGACCUUGGCGAUGUGGAGGUCCUUCGCCCCCGGGCUGACCUGGAGGCGGGAAAACAGCUGCCGCGCAUCUACGCUGACAUCCCCUCCCACCUGGUGGGAGUGCCCCUGGAGGACAUCGACCCGUACUACUUCCGAGACCAGAGGACUUUCAUAGUCCUGAACAAAGGCAAAGCCAUCUUUCGCUUCAACGCCACAUCAGCGCUCUACUUCUUCAGUCCCUUCCAUCCCGUGCGGACCGUCGCCAUCAGGAUUCUGGUGCAUUCCUUGUUCAGUUUGUUCAUCAUGUGCACCAUCCUGACCAACUGCUGUUUCAUGGCCAUGUCCGAGCCCGCCGCCUGGGCCAAAUAUGUCGAGUACACCUUCACGGGCAUCUACACCUUCGAAUCACUCAUCAAGAUCUUGGCGAGGGGCUUCUGCGUAGGACGCUUCACCUUUCUGCGGGACCCCUGGAACUGGCUUGACUUCAGCGUCAUCGUCAUGGCAUAUGUCACUGAGUUUGUUGACCUGGGUAAUGUGUCGGCCUUGCGGACGUUCAGGGUGCUGCGAGCGCUCAAAACCAUCUCAGUCAUCCCAGGCCUGAAGACAAUUGUAGGCGCUCUGAUCCAGUCGGUGAAGAAGCUGGCUGACGUGAUGAUCUUGACCGUCUUCUGCCUGAGCGUGUUCGCACUCAUCGGCCUGCAGCUCUUCAUGGGAAACCUUCGCCAGAAGUGCGUCCGCAGCACGGCGCACUGCGUCAACAACAGCCUGCCCGCCAAUGUGUCCUUCUUCUGCAACAACAAGACUUGGACGUCUAUGAGACACUUCAUCAGUGAUGAGGACAACUUCUACAAGGUGGAAGGGGCCAAGGAUGCGUUGAUCUGUGGCAACAGUAGCGAUGCAGGGAAGUGUCCUGACGGAUUCGAGUGCCUGAAGGCAGGACGCAACCCCAACUAUGGCUACACCAGUUUCGACACCUUCGGCUGGGCCUUCCUGUCGCUCUUCCGACUCAUGACUCAGGACUACUGGGAGAACCUCUACCACCAGACGCUACGCUCGGCCGGUAAGACCUACAUGGUGUUCUUCGUGGUGGUCAUCUUCCUGGGCUCCUUCUACCUGGUCAACCUGAUCUUGGCCGUGGUGGCGAUGGCGUAUGAGGAGCAGAACCAAGCCACCAUCGCCGAAGCCUGUCAGAAGGAGCGUGAGUUCCAGCUGGCUGUGGAGCGGUUGAAGAGGGAGCAGCAGGCAGCUGCGCAGAAAGCGACGGACUCUGAUUCACUAAUGUCGCCGGAAGUGUCUCCCUUUGGACCUCCGCUGGACCUGAUGGAGGAGCGGCGGCGCAGUCAGGCGCUGGUGGGAGUGGCUGACGUGGAGGCCAACCUAUCAGAGGAGAAGCUGCUGCAGGGUGACGGGACGGAAAGCGCCAAGCCCCUCCACCCCUUGCUGGCUCGGUCUUUCUCCACCAGAACUAGGCGGAGCAGCCAGGUGUCAUCCAUUUUUAAUUUCCGGCUGAAGAGCCGCGGCUCAGAGGCGGAGAUGGCCGACGACGAGUACAGCGUGCCGGGCGACGUGGUGGAGAGCGCCGGGGGCCGGACGUACAGCGGCAGCACCUUUGGUGGAAUACUGACACAACCAUGGCCCAAACGCCGACCCAGCACCUACAGCAACACCAGCAGGAACUCGCAGGUAUUUUAUCCCACUUUGAACAUCAACGGGAAGCUCUUUGUUGCCAUGGACCAUAACGGAGUGGUCUCGCCACCGCCACCACUGCAGGGGCAGCUGCCUGCCUGCACCAUGGAGAAGGUCAAGGAGGAGAGUGUCCCGACGUCAAGCACCGAGCUCAGCACGGUUCUGCUCCCUCGGUCGGCGUCCACGCUGGGCUCGGAGCGGCGGGACCGGGCGCCCAGCGCCGCCAGCCACCUCACAGACGCCAUGGAAGAACUGGAGGAGGCCCACAAGAAAUGCCCCCCGUGUUGGUACGCCUUCGCCCAUCGCCACCUGGUGUGGGAGUGCUCCCCCUGGUGGCUGAAGGUCAAGCAUCUCGUGAAGAUCAUGGUGAUGGACCCCUUCCUGGACUUGGCCAUCACCAUCUGCAUCGUCCUCAACACGCUCUUCAUGGCCAUGGAGCACUACCCCAUGACGAAAGACUUCAACGGCAUGCUCAGCAUCGGAAACCAGGUGUUCUCCGGCAUCUUCACCGCCGAGAUGGUUUUGAAGAUCAUCGCCCUGGACCCGUACUACUACUUCCAAACGGGCUGGAACAUCUUUGACAGCAUCAUCGUGUGCCUCAGCUUGAUGGAGCUCGGGCUGUCCGAAGUGGAAGGACUCAGCGUGCUGCGAUCUUUCCGACUGCUGCGAGUGUUCAAGCUGGCUCGCUCGUGGCCGACCCUGAACACGCUCAUCAAGAUCAUCGGCAAUUCCAUGGGCGCCCUGGGCAACCUGACGCUGGUGCUCGCCAUCAUCGUCUUCAUCUUUGCCGUGGUGGGCAUGCAGCUCUUUGGCAAGAACUACCAGGACUGCGUGUGCAAGAUCUCCAAAGACUGCUCACUCCCCCGCUGGCACAUGAAGGACUUCUUCCACUCCUUCCUCAUCGUUUUCCGCGUUCUGUGUGGCGAGUGGAUCGAGACCAUGUGGGACUGCAUGGAGGUUGCCGGACAGCCGCUCUGCAUCCUCGUCUUCAUGCUCGUCAUGGUCAUCGGGAAUCUGGUGUUGCUGAACCUGUUCCUGGCGCUGCUCCUCAGCAGCUUCAGCUCUGACAAUCUGUCGGCGCCCGAUGACGACGGCGAGAUGAACAACCUCCACAUCGCCAUCCACAGGAUCGGCCGAGGCCUGGCCUGGUGCCGCCGUCAGGUGGUGGAUUUCUUCAACGGGAACCUGAAGCGUCGACGGCAGAAGCGCAAAGAGGCCAAAACCAUGAUGAAGCUGAAACGACUGAGCAGCGUCCACGCCGAUGCCAAUGGCGCCGUCAUAGGACGCCACGUGGAGAAAUACGUGGCGCCCGAGGACGACAGUUACAUGACCAACCCCAACCUGACCAUCAGCGUGCCCAUAGCCCCCGGGGAGUCCGACGUGGAAUUCCCGGAGGAGGACGACGAGGAUGAGGAUGAGGAGGUGGACCAGGAGGACCGAAGCGACGACUCACAGGAAGACGACGCAGAGCAGGAUGAAAAAGACGACAUCAGCCUCUCAGAGGGCAGCACAGUGGACCUGAGGAAGCCCGGAGAGGAGGAGGACGAGUACUCCGAGAUGGCCGAAGAGGCCAUGGACCCUGAAAACUGUUUCCCUGAUGUGUGCACGUCAAGGUUCAAGUGCUGCGACGUGGACACAACGUCAGGCUUGGGUCAGGUGUGGUGGCGCAUGAGGAAGACGUGUUAUCACAUCGUAGAGCACAGCUGGUUCGAGUCCUUCAUCAUCUUCAUGAUCCUGCUUAGCUCGGGCGCACUGGCCUUCGAGGACAUCUACAUCGAGCAGAGGAAGGUGGUGAAGGUGGUGCUGGAGUACGCCGACAAGAUCUUCACGUACAUCUUCAUCCUGGAGAUGAUGCUCAAGUGGCUGGCGUAUGGCUUCAAGAAAUACUUCACCAACUACUGGUGCUGGCUGGACUUCCUCAUCGUGGAUGUGUCGCUGGUGAGCCUGGUGGCCAACACUUUGGGUUAUUCUGACUUUGCCGCCAUCAAAUCCCUACGCACGCUACGGGCCCUUCGCCCCCUGCGAGCGCUUUCCAGGUUCGAAGGCAUGCGGGUGGUGGUGAACGCGUUGAUAGGCGCCAUCCCGUCCAUCAUGAACGUGCUGCUGGUGUGUUUGAUCUUCUGGCUCAUCUUCAGCAUCAUGGGCGUCAACCUGUUCGCCGGCAAGUAUGGUCGCUGCGUGAACCGCACGGGCCACAGCUACGACGCCGGCUUCAUCAACAACAAGUCUCAGUGCGAAGCCCUCAACAACACGUCGCUCUACUACUGGACCAAGGUCAAGGUCAACUUUGACAACGUGGGAGCCGGAUACCUGGCGUUGCUGCAAGUGGCCACCUUCAAAGGCUGGAUGGAGAUCAUGUACGCCGCUGUGGACUCGCGAGGCGUGGAUGAUCAGCCCAUCAAGGAGAUCAACCUGUACAUGUACCUCUACUUCGUCAUCUUCAUCAUCUUCGGCUCCUUCUUCACCCUCAACCUCUUCAUUGGCGUCAUCAUCGACAACUUCAACCAGCAGAAGAGGAAGUUAGGAGGCCAGGACAUCUUCAUGACCGAGGAGCAGAAGAAAUACUACAACGCCAUGAAGAAGUUGGGCUCCAAGAAACCCCAGAAGCCCAUCCCCAGACCUCUGAAUGACGUGCAGGGCUUCUUCUUCGACCUGGUGGGCAAGCAAGCGUUCGACAUCAUCAUCAUGGUGCUGAUCCUGUUCAACAUGAUCACCAUGAUGGUGGAGACGGACGAGCAGUCGCCGCAGAUGGAGCGCGUCCUCAACAACAUCAACGUGGCCUUCAUCGUGGUCUUCACCGCCGAGUGUAUGGUGAAGAUUGUGGCGCUGCGCUGCUACUUCUUCACCGUGGGCUGGAACAUCUUCGACUUUGUGGUCGUCAUCCUCUCUAUCGUCGGCAUCGUGCUGGCCGACAUCAUCGAGAAGUACUUUGUGUCACCAACGCUGUUCCGCGUGAUCCGGCUGGCGCGCAUCGGGCGCAUCCUGCGGCUGAUCCGUGGCGCCAAGGGCAUCCGCACGCUGCUCUUUGCGCUGAUGAUGUCACUGCCAGCCCUCUUCAACAUUGGACUGCUGCUCUUCCUGGUCAUGUUCAUCUACGCCAUCUUCGGCAUGGCCAACUUCGCCUAUGUCAAGCGGCAGGCGGGCAUCGACGACAUGUUCAACUUCGAGACCUUCGGCAACAGCAUGAUCUGCCUGUUCCAGAUCACCACGUCGGCGGGCUGGGACGGCCUGCUGAGCCCUAUCCUCAACAAUUCGCCCGAGGAGUGCAACCCCUACGUGCCGCACACGGGCACCAGCCAGCGCGGCAACUGCGGCAACCCCUCGGUGGGCAUCACUUUCUUCGUCACCUACAUCAUCAUCUCCUUCCUUAUUGUGGUCAACAUGUACAUUGCCAUCAUCCUGGAGAACUUCAGCGUGGCCACUGAGGAGAGCACCGAGCCGCUCAGCGAGGAUGACUUUGAGAUGUUCUAUGAGGUCUGGGAGAAGUUCGACCCGGAGGCCACGCAGUUCAUCGAGUACGCCAAGCUGUCCGACUUCGCCGACUCCUUGUCGGAGCCGCUGCGCAUCGGCAAGCCCAACAAGAUCAAGCUGAUCUCCAUGGACCUGCCCAUGGUCAGCGGUGACAAGAUCCACUGCCUGGACAUCCUCUUUGCCUUCACCAAGCGUGUUCUGGGUGAGUCGGGUGAGAUGGACGCCCUCAAGCAGCAGAUGGAGGAGAAGUUCAUGAUGGCCAACCCGUCCAAGAUCUCCUACGAGCCCAUCACCACCACGUUGCGGCGGAAGCAGGAGGACGUCUCAGCCGCCGUCAUCCAGCGUUGCUACCGGAGACAUCUGGUGCGCCGGCAGAUGAAGGCCGCCUCCUACCUCUACCGACAGAUCACCACGCCGCGACACAAGCCGGCCCGGGGUGAGGACGAGGAGGCCGACGGCGAGGACGACGAGGAGGAGGAGGCGCCCGAGAAGGAAGGCCUUAUCGCUGCCAUGAUACGCGAGAACUACGGCUCCGGGCCGGUUGGGAUGGAGCGCUCCGAGACUGUGUCCUCCACUUCGUCGCCGCCGUCCUACGACAGCGUGACGCGAGCCGCCACCACUUUUCCCCCAAAGUCGGAGACGAGCAACGUCAGCACGGCGCCUUAGGAGCAAGAACACCAAAUGGAGAACUACGCGGCUGCUUGGGGCACUGUGGCCACUAUGGGGCGCCCAGAAAGUGUGAAGAUAUAAAAAGGGCGGGGCCCCAUAAAAGCUUGGAACAACUUUACUAGCUUUCAAGUUAUUUCCUGCCCCCUGCUGGACGCUCCUCAAACUGCAGUAGCGUCGCCUCGGGCCCCCAAAACACUAUCACUCAUGUAUCUGUCCGUCUCUUAUUGACUGGGAGCUGCAUUAGCGACAUUAGCUGCACGAGUGUUAGCUUGCGAGUGCAGAAAAGCAAGCUGAGCUUAGCAAAGGUUUUGUUAGUCAAAGUAGAACUUUGUUGACAGUCUUUUCAUAGCUGUACGAUUAUUACGACUAUUUUUUUAUAUUUUUUAGCGUAACCUGACAAGGGAAGGAAAAAAAAAGCUUUGCAGUUUUUCUCCUUGGAACUGUGACACUUUGGUGGAAGAGAUGAACAAUAAUUUUGUUGUUUUCCUUCACUGUCAAACAUACUCACAAAAACCACCCAAAAACCUACAGCGUUUUGUGCUACGGAUGGCCAGAAGCUAA